This is a messenger RNA of Glycine soja, 1011 nucleotides long. RefSeq lists its product as uncharacterized. Lineage: Eukaryota; Viridiplantae; Streptophyta; Magnoliopsida; Fabales; Fabaceae. The coding region runs from base 1 to 1011 and encodes 336 amino acids. The transcript has a single exon. The record is from RefSeq and is a predicted model, not a curated record. Gene Ontology annotation, biological process: DNA integration. Gene Ontology annotation, molecular function: nucleic acid binding.
AUGUUGAAAGACUGCAUAGAAUUUGCUAAAGGCUGUCAGGAAUGCCAAAAGCAUGCAGGAAUACAGCAUGUACCUGCUAGUGAGUUACACUCCAUAAUCAAACCUUGGCCUUUCAGAGGAUGGGCUUUGGACCUAAUUGGUGAAAUCAAACCUGCUUCUUCUAAGAACCAGCGUUAUAUUAUAGUUGGUAUCGAUUACUUUACAAAAUGGAUCGAAGCAGUCCCUUUGCCAAAUGUUGAUCAGAAAGCAGUAAUUAGUUUCAUUCAAAAUCAUAUUAUUUAUUGGUAUGGUAUUCCUGAAACAAUUACCACUGAUCAAGGUUCAGUUUUUACUGGACGGAAAAUGCAAGAAUUUGCCAAAGAAACUGGCUUUCGAUUAUUAACCUCAACACCAUAUUACGCGCAAGCAAAUGGUCAGGUCGAAGCAGCCAAUAAGAUUGUAAUUAACUUGAUUAAAAAACACAUUGCCCAAAAGCCAAGAAAUUGGAAUAAAACGUUAGAUCAAGUUCUAUGGGCAUGUAGAAAUUCUCCUAAGGAAUCAACUAAUACUACCCCAUUUCGACUGACUUAUGGGCAUGAUGCUGUACUUCCGGUCGAAAUACAUUUGCAAUCAGCCAGGGUACAAAAACAAAUGGACAUUCCAAUCGACCAUUAUUGGAAAAUGAUGUCAGAUGAGUUGGUUGAUUUAGAUGAGGAGAGAUUAAGAGCAUUAGAAGUUUUGACUAAACAAAAAGAAAGAGUUGCUAAAGCUUAUAAUAAGAAAGUGAAGUCAAAAACUUUUAAUGUUGGAGAUUUAGUUUGGAAGAUUAUCCUGCCCAUAGAUAGUAAGGAUCGAGCCUUGGGCAAAUGGUCCCCAAAUUGGGAAGGACCGUAUAAAAUAAUUCAGAUCUAUUCGAAUGGUGCUUAUGAGUUAGAGGAGCUAACCACUCAGAAACGUACUUUGAGCAUAAAUGGUAAGUAUUUGAAAAAAUAUAAACCAACACUGCUUGUAGUUAAAAUAAGCAUAGAAUAA